This is a messenger RNA of Opisthorchis viverrini, 561 nucleotides long. RefSeq lists its product as hypothetical. The coding region runs from base 1 to 561 and encodes 186 amino acids. The record is from RefSeq and is a predicted model, not a curated record. NCBI's taxonomy places the organism in Eukaryota, Metazoa, Platyhelminthes, Trematoda, Opisthorchiida, Opisthorchiidae. The transcript has a single exon.
AUGGAAAUCGAUGUGUGUCUUGAUCCAAGGACACAUGACUCCUUCGAUUCAACAGUGUCUCGCUCACACAAACAUAAAUCUUCCAUAUGCAGACGUUUCGUGUUCGCCGUUGUUCAUCUUACCCACCAGAAACUCAAUCCGACCGAAUUGGAUACACGCCUGAAUCCACCGACCCCUCUACAACUUUGCUUUGCAAUGCGUCGGUCAAUCGAUUCAUCGAUCAUUGACAAUUACGGUGACCUUUCCGGGGCACGUAUACUUAGCUAUGACCUGUUAUUGUGCCGCAAAAAUCCGGCUACUGACACGCAUUUGAAAACACAGGAUCUUACCUGGUCAUUGGUUUUAUCCGUUCCGGGACCACACAUUCCGCAAUUGCUCAGUUCACUGAGUUUUAUGACGACUCAGGGCGGUGGGGAUGAACUGCUGGGAUUGUUGCUUGAUUCUACUGGACUGAGCAAAUCUGACUGUAUAUUGUACGUGGAUGUGAUUGGUGUUUAUCGUACAUUGUUCGAACUGCCUCUUGACCAUUUUGUGGAGAAAAAACCGUUGAAAGCUGAUUAA